Messenger RNA from Symbiodinium sp. CCMP2592, 1869 nucleotides. Lineage: Eukaryota; Dinophyceae; Suessiales; Symbiodiniaceae. The record is from the annotation of a GenBank genome assembly.
AUGCACAUCAAACAGGUGAUUCUGCGGGGUUUCAAAACCUACAAGGACCAGGUGAGCCUCAAUGAUGACAUGCACCCGGGUGUGAACGUCAUCGUGGGUUUCAAUGGCUCCGGGAAGACAAACCUCUUCAACGCCAUCCUCUUCGUCAUCUCCGACCAUUUCGGGAGUCUCCGUCAGGUUGCCUGCGAUGGUGAUGACAUUGGUGUAGAUGAUGAUGAGGGAUUGGCGAUUCUGGCCUUCAGACUUGUGAUUGUGGCGUAUCGGCGACGAACUCGCAUCUCCGCUGUCACCCACGCCCAUGGCACCAAUUCUCAGCUCUUUCAUGUGAAUGCCACAGAGGCCAAGGCGCGAAUCAGCGCCGAGGAGAAGGCGCACCUGAAGAAGACACUGUCCACAAUCGAGAAGGAUUCCUUGCGCUAUAAGAGCAGCUUUUGGAAGCCAUGGUUAGAUGAGGAGGGGAAUGUGAUAUGGAGCCAAUCACGGAUUGCCAUGGCCGAAGUAGUCUUGUCGCAGAUGUUCGAGACCAUCAUGGGCAUUGUCAUUGCCUUCAACAUCGGAGUGAUGGUCGUCGAGACGAACAUGGAUGCUUCGUGCCCCCGAACGGAUGACAUUCGAACCUGCACAGAAGGCAGUUUCAAUGUGCAGUGGUUGCAAAUCCUUAACGUCGUCUUGCUUGUCGUCUACUCCCUGGAGUGUGGAGCCCGUGCGUAUGUGGAGCGAAGUAUGUACAUCUGGAACCGGUGGAAUCAAAUCGAUCUGCUGACGGUCCUCCUCGGGUGGGGAGGCAUGUUGCUGGCCUCGGCGGUGAAUUUGAACGUUCUCAGGCUUUUCCGCGUGGUGCGCUUGAUGCGGGCUGCAAGGGUGGUGAUCUCUGUCCCGGAAUUCUACAUCCUGGUGAGUGGGCUUAGCCACUCCUUAAAGGCGAUCGUCUUUGGAUCUGUCAUGCUCUUGGCCGUCAUUCUCGUUUGGGCCAUUGUUUCCGUGGAGGUGCUGCAUCCCUGGAAUGUGCUGAUUGAAUACGACGCCGCCUCCUGUCCUCGCUGCCAACGAGGCUUCGAAUCGGUGCAAAUGGCAGCGCUAACGAUCUUCCAGCAGAUUGUUGCAGGAGAUUCCUGGGGUGAGAUCUCUCUUCCUCUUGCUGAGCAGUAUCCUUUCACAAUACCUAUUCUCUUCCUCAGCGUGAUGACGAUUUCCCUGGGCGUGAUGAACCUGAUCCUCGCAGUCAUUGUGGAAAGGGCCGCCGAAGCACGGGAGAAUGACCAGACCAGGAAGAUGCAAAGAAAGGACGCGGAGCGCGAGAAGCACAUGGUCGAGCUUGCCCUGUUAUGCGACAGCAUGGAUCGCGAUGGCAGUGGUUCCUUGUCUCUCGAAGAGAUGCUGCAUGGCUUCGACAACAACCAUCAGUUCGCCUCGCUCAUGCAGGUGAUGGACAUUCGUAGAACUGACAUGGAGACAAUUUUCAAUGUUUUGGACCACGACAGCUCCGGAGAGGUCUCUUACGUGGAGUUCUGCCAGCAGCUGGGAAACUUCCGCAAGAGGGACCCUCUGAUGAUGAACUCCCUGAUCAGGUACUCCGUCAUGGAAAUUCGAAAGCUCAUCCGCAAGGAUGUUAUGAAUCUCAUGUCUGAGCACACUGAGCUACUGACAGAGCAGUAUGACAUGCUCCACGAGCAGCUCGACCUCUUGGCGUCAGUUCCGGGCUUGGAGGAGAAGGCCAAGGAGGCCAGCAGCAAGCGGCGGUCGGCGAAGGUGCUGCGUCGACAGGGAAAGCAGCAGGGGAAGCCACAGAUCUUCUUCGACUCUGACGAUGGCACCGCCUCAGACACGGCCUUGUCUUACUUGUCAGCGGAGAACACAAGGUUUCUGUAG